Galleria mellonella (greater wax moth) is the source of this 4022-nucleotide messenger RNA. RefSeq names its product SWI/SNF complex subunit SMARCC2 (gene mor). Gene Ontology annotation, molecular function: histone binding; DNA binding. Gene Ontology annotation, cellular component: SWI/SNF complex. The record is from RefSeq and is a predicted model, not a curated record. Gene Ontology annotation, biological process: positive regulation of DNA-templated transcription. The transcript is spliced from 20 exons. Lineage: Eukaryota; Metazoa; Arthropoda; Insecta; Lepidoptera; Pyralidae. Bases 131 to 2998 code for a protein of 955 amino acids.
UGACGUUUAUGAAUGUCAAAAAAUAGACGACGACGCCGCUUUGGCUUGUUUUUACAGUUUUAAUGAUUAACUUUUGUCUUUAAAUUUUCGCAUAAAUUACAUAUCUUUAAUACAAAAGUGAUUAUUAAACAUGACUACUAUAUGCCCUAAGAAGGAUGGAGGGCCCAAUGUGGAUUAUUUUCAGGCACCGGAGUCACUUGCUCAGUUUGAUCAAAUUCGUGUUUGGCUUCAAAAAAAUUGCAAAAAGCAUGUACAAACCGACCCACCGACUAAAGAGGGCUUGGCUCAACUUGUCAUUCAACUUAUACAAUAUCAAGAGAAUAAACUGGGAAAAAAUGCAUCAGACCCACCAUUUAUUCGGCUUCCAAUGAAAGUGUUUAUGGACAUGAAGCCAGGCGGUUCCCUGUGUACGGUGCUUGCCACCAUGUUCCGCUUUAAGUCGGAGCAACGGUGGCGCAAGUUCGACUUCCAGGUCGGUAAGAAUCCAUCGCGCAAAGACCUGAAUGUACAAAUGAUGAUGGAGAUUGAAUCCUCUCUGAGCACCGCUGAGAUAGUACGCACGCCGUGUGUCUACAUACGACCAGACGUGGACAAGGCCACUGUGAAUAAGAUUAAAGAGAUUAUCGGACAUCAUGGAGAUAUUUGCGAGGACGAGGAGGAAGCUACGCACAUAAUAUAUCCAACGGUGGAUCCUCUUGAAGAGGAGUACGCGCGACCAGUGAUCCGUCGCGGCAACAACGUGCUCGUGCAUUGGUACUACCUACCUGACAGUCACGACACGUGGGCGCCGGCCGAUUUGCCGGUGGAUGUACCAGAAACCGCUAAUUGGGAGUGCAACCGCUCUGAGCCAUGGCGCGUGUCUGCAUCUUGGAUUCUUGACCUUCCGCAAUACAACGAGUGGAUGAAUGAGGAAGACUAUGAAGUUGAUGUUAACGGCAAGAAAAAGGUCCACAAACUGCGUUUGUCGGUUGAUGACCUACUACCGGGCGCGGAGCCGUCUAGCAAGGGCAAGAAAGGCAGCAAGAGGAAGCGGUCCCCGUCGCCGCCGCCGCAGAAACACGGCAAGAGAAAGAGUCGCACAACAAAGCGUCGCGACAAUGACGCCGACGACGAGGAGGACAACGCGUCCAGGGACAACACGGACACCGCGCCCACGCCGGAUAGCGAAAGGGCAACUGAAUCUGCAGCGGCGACUCCAGCGCCGGAGACGGCGACGACGCCGGCGCCAGCCGCCAGCGAAGCCCCCGCCACACCCGCGCCGCCGCCCGACGCGCACGACACGCACGAUGACUCGCAGGGCAAACACUCCGACUCUAACACACAGGAAAUGCUGAUAAAAGAGGAAUUAGAGGACAAUGUGACAGACCAGACGCAUCACAUCGUCGUGCCGUCAUAUUCAGCGUGGUUCGACUACAACUCCAUACACACCAUAGAGAAACGCGCUUUGCCAGAGUUCUUCAAUGGGAAAAACAAAUCUAAGACACCCGAAAUAUAUCUGGCUUACAGGAAUUUCAUGAUCGACACCUACCGCUUGAAUCCCACCGAGUACUUGACGAGCACGGCUUGCCGGCGUAACUUGGCCGGCGACGUUUGCGCCAUCAUGCGCGUUCACGCUUUCCUCGAGCAAUGGGGACUCGUCAACUAUCAGUUGGAGGCAGAAUCACGUCCGACUGCGAUGGGUCCGCCUCCCACGUCGCACUUCCACGUGUUGUCCGACACGCCGUCCGGCCUACAACCGCUAGUCGCACGUCGUCCAGCAGAGAACGCGGCUGUACCAAAGGUGGAGGCAGGUCUACCAAACGGGACGGAAGCAGGCGUUGCGGGGGCAGCAGCGGGCCCUGCGGGGCCGGGUGCAGCGCCGCCUGCCGCGCCCACGCCGCCCGCCGUCAAGCCCGAGCCCGCCCUCGACCUGGGCACUUUACCCGGUCUCAAGCUUGACCAGUAUCGCGGCGGCGCUCGCGGCCGCGAGUGGACGGAGCAGGAGACGCUGCUGCUGCUGGAGGCGCUGGAGCUGCACCGCGACGACUGGAACCGCGUGGCCGCGCACGUGGGCACGCGCACACACGACGAGUGCAUCCUGCACUUCCUGCGGCUGCCCAUCGAGGAGCCCUACCUGCACGACUCCGCCGCAGGAGGAGUUUUGGGUCCAUUGGCCUACCAGCCUAUACCAUUUAGCAAAACAGGCAAUCCUGUAAUGAGUACAGUGGCAUUCCUCGCAUCAGUGGUCGAUCCACGUAUUGCUUCUAAAGCUACUAAGGCUGCCAUGGAUGAAUUUGCUGCUAUUAAGGACGAGGUGCCGGCGGCGAUGAUGGAGGUGCACGUAAAAGCUGCCGGAGCUCACGGACCUGCCGCCGCGCUCGCAGCUACCGGCAUCGCAGGCACCGCGCCCGACCCAGACCCUAGCGCUGAGAAAAAGGAAAGUUCAUCAGAUGUAAAGGCUGAACCUAUGGAAGUAGAAGAAGGAGGCGAACAAAAGAUCAAAGACGAACCGAGUGAAGCUGCCGCCGCCGAAGAUAGCAAAGACAGCACUAGCAAAGAUGCACCCUCACCGCAACCAGAGGGCCCGGCAACAGUGGACGCUAAAUUGCAAUCAGCGGCUGCGGCGGCGCUCGCAGCGGCUGCGGUCAAGGCUAAACACUUAGCCGGUGUUGAGGAGAGGAAGAUCAAGUCAUUGGUUGCAUUACUAGUUGAGACGCAAAUGAAAAAAUUGGAGAUCAAGCUCCGACACUUCGACGAACUCGAGGCCACUAUGGAGCGGGAGAGAGAAGGUUUGGAAUACCAACGUCAACAGCUGAUUCAGGAAAGGCAACAGUUCCAUCUUGAACAGUUGAAGGCAGCAGAAUUCAGGGCAAGGCAUCAGGCCCACCAGAGGCUGCAAGCGGAAAGCGGCGCGGCGCCGACAGCGGGCGCGGGCGCGGCGGCGGCGCCGGCGCCCGGGCCCAGCGCCGUCGAGCAGGCGCCGCCCGACGUCGCGCCGCCGCAGCCACAGCACGCGUAAACUUCAUGACAAUCAUGCACCAGGCACACUGUAUAUUGUGUCCAUUUGGGGAACUUAUUUACCACAGGGAAGAAUGAUAUUCAUUUGAUUUUCAUCCAAACUCUAUUUCAAAUAUUAUGGUAUGGCUGAACAUCCUUAAAAUCUAUUUAAAAAUAAACUUUUAUAGCCUUUUAGUUACAUCCUCAUACUCUGGCCACUCAUGGAACGAACAUUUUUAUCAUGCAUAGUUCAUGAGUUCCUAUAGCCACCUUCCGUCUUAUUCAUCUGACUAGCUUUAUUGUACGAUGAUAUUGUUCUGUCUCCGAACUUACGUAAGUAUGCAACAUUUUAGCAUAGCUAGACGCCAAAAUAUGGUUAAAAAGUAGUUGGCAAAUUUAAACAGUAAAAAAAUUGUAAUAAAAAACUUUUAAAUUGCUAAUAAGUGUUGAAGGACAAUUCUCUGUAUACUUUAUCUUUAUACGUGUCUGUAUUUCAUUGACUGUCGUAAUAGAACACACAGUCAUAAAAAAAAUUGUAUUUUAUAAAAAUCAGUAGCUAUUUAUUCUAAGUAAAAUAUAAGCUAUACUGUGAAGAAAAAAGAACAGAAUUUAUUAAUUAACUCCGCAGAAAAGAAUUUAUCCUCAUACAAAUAUAACAUGCCAUACAGAAGCCUUAAGAGGCUUUAGAAUCACGUUGUUUUUAUACCAAUACCAUUGUAUUUGAAAUGAAGUGCGAUUUCAACUCUAGAUAUGACUCAAGAUAUUUUUUAUACACUCACUGUAAUUAAAUUAGACAUUGGAUAUCAAAAGAUGCGUGAGUAAGAAUAUUUGUGUUUGAUUAAAUGUAUUAGAGUGAAUAUUCAUAUAAUUCUCUGUAAUUUAAAUUGAUCUGUCUGAUCGUUGUAUGUAAUAUGUGGAAUGGAUGAUGUAACAACAUGUAAUUAGUUUUAAUUAUUUAGUAAGUAUUAUAAGAUUAUAUUUAUAGGAGCUAGAAGCUAAUAAGUACCCAUAACAACUAGUUAUGAAAUAAAUCAUAUAAAAUCCAA